Messenger RNA from Triticum turgidum subsp. durum (durum wheat), 552 nucleotides. The record is from the annotation of a GenBank genome assembly. Lineage: Eukaryota; Viridiplantae; Streptophyta; Magnoliopsida; Poales; Poaceae.
AUGACCCGCCGCCGCCGCCGCCGCGGCGCUCGCCCCGCCCCGGCCCCGGCGGCGCUGGAAGACGACGACCUCCUACGGAAGAUUUUCCUCCUCCUCCCGCCUCAACCCUCCACCCUUCCCCGCCUCUCCGUCGUCUGCAAGCAGUGGCGCGACGUCGUCACCGACCCCCAAUUCCUCCGCGGCUUCCGCGACCAACACCGGAGACCUCCCCUCCUCGGCCUCGUCAUGGGCCACACCGGGCCCCCCUACUUCAGGUCCGAUCUCGACCCUCCAGACCACAUCUCGCACGAGCGCUUCUUCCCUCGAGACAUCCGCAGCAUGAACAUAAACGACUGCCGCCAUGGGCGCGUCGUCUUCUUCGCCCAACGGCUGGGCGAGGUCGUGCUGUUUGACCCCGCCACGGGAGGCCGCCGUUGUGUGGUCGUUCCACCAGUGUUUACCGGAAAGGAGAUUGGCGUCUUCAACGCCGCCGUGAUUUGCGUUUCCUGUGAUGAAGGCCACGUGCACGGCGAUUGCCACGCCAGUCCAUUUCAGCCUUUCAGGUGGUCUUGA